AUGAAUUCAAUGAACAUAACUUCGACUGUAACACAAGAUUUAUCGAAUAAUGAAUGGACUUGGUCAUUGAGAUCAAUUAUUGUCCUUACAAUAUGUGGUCUAAUUACAAUAUUGACAAUAUUAGGAAAUGGUCUGGUAUUAAUUUCAGUUAAACUUCGCUUUCAUGCUCGAUCUUAUUCUGAUUAUUUUAUUGUGAGUUUAUGUUUAGCAGAUUUUUUUGUUGGCCUCUUUGUUAUGCCAUUUAUGACAAUACAUUCAGUUUAUUUACGUUGGCCAUUUCAUUAUCGUCUUUGUUAUAUAUGGAUGUCAAUUGAUUUUACUUGUUCAACAGCAUCUUUUUUAACACUUGCUUCAAUGGCCUUAGAUAGAUAUUAUGCACUUACUAGUACACCAUAUUUUCAUUUACGUAAUCGAUCAUAUUCAUCAGUAUUAAUUUUUAUUAUAAGUUCAUGGGUUAUACCUUUUGCUAUAUGGCCAUGUUCAAUAUUUCUUGCACAUCAGUUUAGUUCAACGAAACCAGAAUGUGUUCAUCCAGCACAUCCAUUUAUUAUUGUUAUAUUAUGUACAUGUUUUUAUUAUGUUCCUCUUUUAUUUAUGCUUGCUUGUUAUUCAAGAAUUAUAGUUAAUAUUAAAAAUAUUGAAGUUAUGAUCAAAGAUACAUGGAGUACAUUUAAAUUCGAUCCUGUUGAUCAAGAUUAUAAAUCAUCAUCAACAACAACAAAUAAUGAUUAUGGUGGUACGAUAUCUAAUGAUAAUAAUAGUCAUAAAAUAACAUCAUCAUCACCAUCGGAUACAACAUUAUGUUCAUAUGUUUUACGAUAUUUUCAACGAAAUUCUGCAAAACGAUCUAUGCAAAAUUCACAAAUAUCGAGAAAUGAAGGUUUAUAUUUUGCACAAAAUAUAACAGCUACUUGUCAAAUUAGACGAGGAACCAUAGUUAAUAAUGGAAUAAUAUCUAAUACAUUAUCACCGAUGCCUAUUCAUCGUUCUAAUCGACAAACAACAACAGCAACUUUUACAGGACAAAAACGUUGUCUAAAUGAACUUAUUGAAGAUAAUCGUUCAAAACCGGAUUUAUUAACUAGUCAAGAAGAAGAACAAAUUGUUCGUACACGUCUCAGUAGUCGUACAUCAUCUUUACCGGGUGCUCGUUGUAUAUCAUAUUAUUAUUAUCAAAAUCAAAUACCAUCUCAAACAAGAGUAAUCGAUGAACAAUAUCGUUCAAGAAUAAAUUCUUUAACAAAUGAACGAAGUCGUUCACAAUCACAUUCAUCUAGUCAAGGUAAUGGUAAUGGUGGUCUUGUAACAACAGAUAUAUCUGAUCAUAGUUCAUCAUUUGAAAAUGUUCUUGAUGAUGAACAUCGUCGUUUAAAUCGACGUAAUCAACCAUCACAUUUAUCAGCAUCAUAUAAUUCAAGUCGUUAUAGUCAACGUGCUGUUGCUAAAUUUAUGCAUGAAAGAAAUAAAGCAAGAUUAAGACGAAAUCAAAAAGCAAGUCGAAUGCUUGGUAUUUUACUUGCUGUCUUUCUUAUUUGUUGGCUUCCGUUUACAAUAUCUUAUCCAGCAAUGAUAUUUUAUCGAAGUCAAUUUCCUUCUCAACUUGAAAGUAUUAUAUUCUGGUUUGGCUAUGUUAAUUCUUUACUCAAUCCUUUUUUAUAUGUAUACAGUUCACGUACUUUUCGUCAAGCUAUUGUUGAAACACUAUGUUGUUUUACUCGAUUAAGAUCAAGACAACAUUUACGAUACCAAUGGUCACUUCGUGAUUAA
Molecule: messenger RNA, 1767 nt
Organism: Rotaria sp. Silwood2
Lineage: Eukaryota; Metazoa; Rotifera; Eurotatoria; Philodinida; Philodinidae
Source: the annotation of a GenBank genome assembly